This is a messenger RNA of Ahaetulla prasina, 4758 nucleotides long. It is a transcript of the gene LEMD3, whose product is annotated as LEM domain containing 3. The record is from RefSeq and is a predicted model, not a curated record. Gene Ontology annotation, cellular component: nuclear inner membrane. The coding region runs from base 123 to 2855 and encodes 910 amino acids. The transcript has 13 exons. NCBI's taxonomy places the organism in Eukaryota, Metazoa, Chordata, Lepidosauria, Squamata, Colubridae. Gene Ontology annotation, molecular function: chromatin DNA binding. Gene Ontology annotation, biological process: nuclear envelope organization; negative regulation of BMP signaling pathway.
GUCAACUGCAGUAGUGGAGCCAGAAUUCUAGUUGGGGAACCAUUAAGACUAUAUCCCCUGGGCGGGGACAGGAGUUCGGCGCGUGGGUAGGAAGCGGCCACGGCGGGUGUUGGAGGAGCAAAAUGGCGGCGGCCACUGCCGCGCAGCUCACCGAUGAGGAGCUUUUCUCUGAACUGAAGCGACUCGGUUUCUCGCCGGGACCGGUGACGGAAAGCACCAGGCCAGUCUACAUAAAAAAGCUAAAGAAGCUGCGAGAGGAAGAGCGGACGUCUGGGGCCCACGGCGUUGUAGCCAACAAGACCCGGAACAGUAACAACAAUACACCGGGGGCAAGCGGCGGCGGCGGCUUGGGAGCUCGGUUGGGCAGCCCCGACCUCUCGUCUUUGUCCGGAGUAAUUGGCGGCGCUGGCGUCCGGGCCCGCGCAACUCCCUUCGGCGGAAGCGGUGGCAAAGUCCUGCUGGGCUUCAGUUCUGACGAAUCGGAUGUGGAGGCCAGUCCCAGGGGCCAGGCUGGCGCCGCUGCCAGCCGGAGGGAACGGGGUUCAGCCUCACGUCGGGACCCGAGGCCUGCAGGCGCGUCGGGCGCCGCCUGUCUCAAUCAUAGUGCCUUGGCAGGGUCGCCGGCUCGCAGGAAGCCCAAUGCCUGGUGGGGAGCGACGGCUAGACGGGCGACGGUCACGGCGGGGACUCGGGAGCAGACGGAGGGCGAGAGAACGACCGGGGACGAGGAGGACGCCCAGAAAGAGGAGGCCGAGCCGAGGCGGGAGCGAUGCAAGAGCCGAGCUGUGAACGGGAACAGGCUGCUCACCUCCGGCAGCGCAAAUAUGAGGGACAAGUAUUCGGACUCGGAGGAAGAGGACGAAGUCGCGGCUACCCAGCAGGGGCUAAAGGAGGAGUCCCUUACUCGCCACUAUGUCUACAGGAAGAAUCUUUGUAAAUCGGUCAACCCCUUCUCCGCUCGCAGAGGUGUUGCAGCCGGCGACGGCUUGCUGGAGGCGGGUCAAGGGCAAGGCUCUGCGGUUGGCAGUGGCUUUGCGGGGAAUGUUGGGGCCGCCGGCGGUAGUAAAAACGCCGAAAGAGCGGACAGGCGAGAGGAGGAAGAGGAGGAAGAAGAAGAAAUACUAUCAGCCAGAGGAGAUGGCGAUUAUCUGGACUCAAAUCCACUUAGCCCCCGAUACCGCGGCAGUUUUUCCAAGAAAGCCAAUCAGCUGUUACUGCCGCCACUGCUACCUGACAUAGAUCAUAGCAAAAUAACUGAUCCUUUAAGCAGUAGUAGGAAACCAGCCAACAAUCAUAUUCUCCCUGAUGCAAUCGGGGGCUACAGUAUUGAACCAAGCAUUUACAGUGCUACCAGUAGCCUGGCUUCAGGUGCUACCAGCUCAGCAUCCACUAGAAUUAAUCACUCCAAUCAUACAGGUUCCAAUCAUACAUAUUUGAAAAAUUCUUACAACCCAAAGCUUUCGGAACCUGAAGAGGAUCUGUUGCAGCAGUUUAAGAGAGAAGAAAUAUCCACCACAGGAAGUUUCAGUGCUCAUUAUUUGUCCAUGUUCCUCUUAACUGCUGCAUGUUUGUUCUUUCUGGUGUUGGGAUUCACUUACCUGAGAAUGAGAGGAUCUGGAAUAGCUGAGAAUAUGAGAAUUGAGAAUAAUAAUCCAACUGUUGGAGAACCCAAUGUAAAAGUAGACCAAUCAAUUCUCAUGAACUGUUUAUAUAGACUCCAUGAAAAGUUGGCACAAAUGGCAGGUGAUCAUGAAUGUGGAAAUUCUGUAAAAAAGGGGCUUUCCAUCCAAGAAGCAGCUACUUAUUUAAAAAGUUUAGGUCCAGAAUAUGAAAAUGCAUUUAAUGACUCCCUGAAAUGGUUAUUAAAUAGUGGAGAAGAUGUUGGUAUAAAAUGUGUUGGUAACGGCUCAGAUGAAGAAUCUAUAACUGAUACAACUGAUAUAAAGUAUCUAGUAUCAACUAGGCCACAGAUGACCCUUACAUGUCGUUUUCGUCGUGCAUUUAUUACUGCAACCUGUAGAUCAUUCAUUCUGCUGAUAGGUAUUGGAAUGAUUUGGGGAAUCAUAAAAUAUAUGAAGUAUAGAUGGUACAAAGAAGAGGAAGAGACCAGGCAGAUGUAUGACAUGAUUGUAAAAAUUAUAGAUGUUCUAAGAUCUCACAAUGAAGCAUGUCAGGAAAACAAAGAAUUACAACCAUAUAUGCCUAUCCCCCAUGUUCGAGAUUCUUUGAUUGCACCAAAAGACAGGAAAAAAAUGGAAAAAGUAUGGAAAAGAUCUGUUGAUUUCCUUGCUGCUAAUGAAUCUAGAGUUCGCACAGAAACACGAAGAAUAGGUGGUGCUGAUUUUAUGGUAUGGAAAUGGAUACAGCCGUCUGCAUCAUGUGAUAAAAUGCUAAUCAUGCCAUCUAAAGUGUGGCAAGGUCAAGCAUUUCAUUUAGAUAGAAGAAAUUCACCACCAAAUAGUUUGACCCCUUGCUUAAAGAUUCGCAAUAUGUUUGAUCCAGUAAUGGAAAUCGGUGAUCAUUGGCAUUUGGCUAUUCAAGAAGCAAUCUUGGAAAAGUGCAGUGAUAAUGAGGGAAUAGUUCACAUAGCAGUGGACAAAAAUUCACGGGAGGGUUGUGUAUAUGUCAAGUGUUUAUCUCCAGAAUAUGCUGGAAAAGCUUUUAAAGCAUUGCAUGGAUCUUGGUUUGAUGGCAAGUUGGUAACAGUAAAGUAUCUGCGAUUAGAUCGGUAUCAUCAUCGUUUUCCACAGGCUGUUGCUUGCAGUGCUCCUCUGAAACCAUCAAAUACACAUAUGAACUCGAUGUCUCAUCUUCGUCUCCGGACAGGCACAUCCAACAACCAGGGAAACUCCUGAGACACUUAUUGUACUAGAACUGUUGACUUGCAGCAGGAGGUUUUCCUGUCUGGCCUUGUCUUCCACUUUUACUACUUUUUGUAUGUUAACAUUUCCAUUAAUCAUUUUUCAGUCUCAUUUUUUAGAAUGUCUGAGUAAUGGGUAGUACUGAAUUAAAAGAACAUUGGCUAUAAAAUGUUUUAGAGUCCAAGCAAAUCAACAUAUUAUGUUUUGCAUGACAAAUGUUGAGUUUAUUAAGCAUUCUCAGAUAAUGGCUGAAUUUUUGCACCAACAAGUGUAUGAUAACAGUCCAAAAGCAUGGAGAUACUGUAUUUCCAUAGUUUCCUGUGAAAUAAUCUUGUGGGUAUUUUGUAACAAAAGCCACCUACAAUUUUUGAUGGAAGAUGAAUAGAUGUGUUAAUUUCUGUCUAGUAAUUAGUUUUUAUUGCUGUAAAACUUUAUUUGUGUCAAUCUGGGAAUGGGAAGAAUGCUGGCUUUAGUAGUUUUAGAGCAGAAAACAACUGAAUGCAGAUGUGCUGGUUUUGUAUAUAAACAUUGGUGGUGGCAGCACCAGCAAGUAACUUGUCUGCUUCAAAGCAGUGAAUAAGCUUCCUAUUUUAUUCAUAACCAAUGUUUUAUUUAAUUUGGCUGUAUUAUUAUCCAAGGGCCAAAUACCUUGAAGUAUUAGAUACAAGUUAAAUAUCUUUUGUAGGUUUUAUAUUAAAAUAUAUGGUUAUGAUUUUUGUGUGAAUGGUCUAAUAUUGUUACUGUGAUAAUGGAUUCAAAAUCGUGAGCAAUAAAGAAGUAAUUGGCAGGUACUCACUUUGUGAAAAGUUAUUUACUACAAAAGAAAAUCUCUUAAAUAUACUAAUGGGGAGUAUAUUUUCCAUUAAAAUUUGCUACCUAAAUGUGCACAAAUUUAAAAAAUGCACAUAUUGGAAAUAAAUUCUUGAUAGAGGGUAGAAAUACAGUACAUAGAGAUUUUUAUAUGUUCUAUAUUAAAUGUGUGCAUUGUUUACACCUUUAAAAUUACAAAAAAUACAAAACAUUUUGAAACAUAACCUGAAAAUAUAAAAUAAUUUGAUAUAGUGAUUCCUGUUGAAGCAACAUAAUGUGUUGAUCCAGUUGAAUAUUAUAUAGGUGAAAGAAUGGAAAACGAUUUAAAAAAAUAGUCCAGUUUUUAUUGUAGAUACGACCUUGCAGCAUGAACUUGCACAAAUAAUGCACGUUUUUUUUUAAUGGAUAAAUGAACAUGACACACAUUUGUGUAAUGAAAAAUCCUACUGUGCCUUAUCCUUGUGCUUUUUUUGUGGGCAACAUAUUUAAUAAUGGACUGUUUCUUAUCUGGAAAAAAAUUUGGUCAGUUUUUGUCUAGGAUGCUAACAAAUAUAUGUAAUAUAAUCAGCCACACAAAGUUCUACUCUCAAAGAACAAGUACAUAUUUUUGACAAGAGAGUAGAUUUUGACAGGUCUGUUAGGUUUUUCAUGAAACUUACUAUAUACAUAUACAAAUAUGUAUAAUAUACAUGUAUAUGUAUUUAUGUGUAUAUAAUCAGGUUUUGCUGUAUUUGUGCAUCAUAGUGAUUUAUUGUUCUGAUCUUAGUAACCAUUUUGUGACCUAUUACAAGUGUGAAUGUAAAAUUAAAUUGUGGCAGUUUAAAACGUUGCCUUUUGAUGCAGAUGCAUCUUCUUCUAAACUAUGUGUAAACCCUGUACAUUUGUUAUAGUAAACUGUACCAUUAUGUAGCCUAUUUUAUCUUUAAAAUGUUGACCGGUUUUCCUCCCUGCAAGACAGAUGGAAAUGUGUAUAAUACCAUGGACACUUCAGAAAGUCAGAUGUUUGUAAUUUGUCCUGUAAAAAUAUAAAAGCAAAACAAAACCAAUUAAAGAUUUAUUAGGGCUUUUUACACUCGUGUCAGUUCUU